Zingiber officinale is the source of this 8185-nucleotide messenger RNA. RefSeq lists its product as uncharacterized. The coding region runs from base 4596 to 7268 and encodes 890 amino acids. The transcript has 4 exons. NCBI's taxonomy places the organism in Eukaryota, Viridiplantae, Streptophyta, Magnoliopsida, Zingiberales, Zingiberaceae. The record is from RefSeq and is a predicted model, not a curated record.
AGUAACACUCUUAUCCCUAAGCAACGAAUUAGAUUCGGUGGUGUCUGACUCAAUUACUUGCCAGGAAAGUUGCUGCAACAUCGUCUUCUUUGUUCCUCUGCACAUCUAACAGGAUAGCAUUCGAGCUCUGUGUUCAGCUUCAACCAGCAGCAGCUAUGGACAUAGUCUCGCCAAUACUGGAGAUUUCUGGUGUAAAUCAUGUCAUCAAUAAACUAGUUGAUAAAACCACUAAUUAUUUGCAAGAUCAGUGCUACUGGGAAACCUACUUGCAAGAAGAAUUGAAAAGCCUCCAAGACUUACUUCCUCAGAUCGAAGCAGUUGUUUACUUUGCCGAACAUAGAUUAACUUCGUAUGAAUCUUCUGAUCGAGCAUUAAUUAAGUGGCUGUGGAAGUUCAGGGAUGUGAUCGACGAGGCUGAGGAUGUGCUGGAUGAGCUGGAAUAUCUUGAACUGGAGAGGAAAGCUAAUAGUGACAAAAGUUGGCUUUCUAGAAGGGUUGAUGCUUCUGUUAAUGCUGCAAAAAGAUUACUGAAAUUUGAUGAUGUUCUUGGGAGAUUAAGGACAUGCGUUAAGAACUUGAACACCUCUGCUUCAGAUGUUGAGAAGUUUUUGGCACUGGUGACUCCGACAGGUGGCGUCGGCACUGGACAAAUGCAGCAAGGGAUUCUACCAUUGUCUCAUCAAAGUAGGAUCACCUUUUCUUUACCUGUAUCAUCAUUCAAAGGGCGUGUGGAAGAAAAAGAGAAAAUCAUUAAGUAUUUGCUAGGAGAAGAAUCCGAAAUUCAAAUCAGUGAGAAUGUGCAUUGCCUUCCUUUGGUAGCGUUGGGUGGUAUGGGGAAAACUGCACUCGCUCAAGAAGUCUUUGAUCAUUUUAAAAAUGUGAAAAAGGAACACUUCGACAUCAAAAUCUGGGUAUGUGACUCCUUACCUGAUCUCAAUUCAUCAAAUCUUACGAAGAAAAUUCUAGAGUAUUCAACUGGCAGAUCUGAAUCUGGGCCAUUGGAAUUAAUACCAGAGAAACUCAAGGAAAAGUUACAUUCCAAAAGAUUUUUACUUGUCCUAGAUGAUGCUUGGGAUGACAAAAAUCAGAGAGAGUGGGAGAAACUAUGUGCUCCAUUGUUAUAUGGCCAAAAGGGUAGUUGGGUACUAUUAACAACUAGAUCAAAAUCAGUUGCAAAUAUGGUUGCAAGAGAAAUCAAAGGUACAAUGAUGCCAAUGAUGUUGCAGGGAUUGUCAGAGGAUGAAUGUCUUUCACUCCUAUACGAGCAUGCAUUUGCUGGUCAAGACCCAAAUGGAUUUCCACUGCUUAAAGAAAUUGGCAGAGAAAUAGUAAAGAAAUUGAAAGGUGUACCUCUUCUAGCAAAGUCAAUUGGAGGAGCGUUGAAUAGUAAACUAGAAGCAGAUCACUGGACAAGCAUUUUAAGAAGUGAAUUAUGGAAAAGGUCACAAGAUUCAACAUACAAUUUCAUUCCAGUUCUAACACUGAGUUACGUGAUGCUUCCACCACGCUUGAAGCGGUGCUUUGCCUACUGCAGUAUGAACUCAAGAUUACAAAUUUAACAAGCAAAAGUUGGUGUGCAUGUGGGUGGCAGCAGGCCUAAUUUACUCGGAUGGAUUAGAGGAGGGCUCGGAUGAGGAGGACAUAGCUAACUGUUGCUUUGAUAUGUUGUGCAACAAAUCUUUCUUUGACUACAAUCGGAGUCCAUUUUUCUAUAACAAGUCACCUUAUGGUUUAGAAAAUGAUUAUUACACCAUGCAUGAUAUGCUGAACUGUCUUGCUUGCCAUAUCUCACACUAUGAAUGUUGUUGAAUUGUGGAUGGCACAACUCCAAGUCUCAUUUUGGAUAAUAAUACUAUCCGUCAUAUAUCUAUUACUUGUUCCCAUGCUCAACUCCAUGAUCUAGCUAACAUAGUGAGCAAAUUCAAGCACUUGCGAACCCUUUGUAUAUCACGUCAACAAUUUGAGGAGUUUAUUCAAGAUGCAUGUAAAUCACCGAGAAGAAUUCGAGUAUUGAUUAUGGAUUCUAAUUUAUCUGAUCGGUGUUUGAAAAGCAUUAGUGACUUUGUAAAAAUACGGUUUCUUCAAAUUCGGAAUAAUUUUCUACAAUCACUAUCAAUGCGUAAGUUCUAUUUCUUACAAGUUCUAAUGGGAGAAGAUGACGCUUUGGCAAAAGACGCAAACAAGUUGACCAAUUUAAGACAUUUAUACGAAGUGCAUGAGUAUGCACUUUUCUCAGUGGCUAAAGUAGGAAAGUUAACAUCUCUCCAGGAAUUAUGCUUCCCUAUCAGCACAAAACCCGGGCAUAGAAUUGAGGAGCUGAUGAAUAUGGAUAAUCUCCGUAAAUUAACCAUUAAACAACUUUCCAAUGUGCGAAGUCUUGAAAAGGCCAAUAUGGUCAACUUGGUCCAGAAACGUUAUCUCAUAAGCCUGGAACUGGACUGGAAUGUUGCAAAUAAUCCUGAAGAUGAUGCAAGUAAUCCGGACCUUGAUCAACCUGUUCUGGCAGCUCUACAACCCUAUCCUACAAUUAGAGAACUCACCAUUAGAGGGUACAAAGGGGGUAGGCCUGCACCAUGGAUGGAUACUUCUCUUUCUCUCCUUGGAAAUCUUCAACUUAAUGCUUGUACAAGUUUGGAAGAGCUGCCCUCUCUAUGGAAGUUGCCCUGCCUUAAGUUUCUGAAAUUGAAUGAAAUGAAUGCAAUAAGAAGUUUGGGUUGUCACUUCUCUAGCCAGAUCGACAUACAAUUUCCAGUUUUAGAGCAACUUGGAUUUUAUGACCUUCCCCUCUUGGAGGAAUGGAAAGGUGCGGAUGACUAUAUAUGGUUCCCUCAUCUCAAAAGCUUCAAAAUUUGUGACUGUCCCAAACUAAAGAAAAUUCCUGACCUCCCGUUGUCUAUAAAGAAUCUCACACUGGAAAAUUUGGGUUUAGAAGCUCUUCCACGAUCCUACAACUACAAGUGUUCCAAUGGUUCUAGGACAUUUGGAGGAUUUCAGCGGCUGAUGAUGUCCCUAUUAAAGAUUUGCUUCUGAGAUCUCAGGUAUGCUAUAUGCUUUCGUUCCUAUUACAGAUUUGUUUCAGAGAUCUCAUGCUACUAUGUGUUUUUUAAUAGAUGAAAGAUGAUUAUGAAUACCGUCUAAUUUAUCUAAAAUCAUUGGCAAUAGCAGCAGCUAUGGACAUAGUCUCGCCAAUACUGGAGAUUUCUGGUGUAAAUCAUGUCAUCAAUAAACUAGUUGAUAAAACCACUAAUUAUUUGCAAGAUCAGUGCUACUGGGAAACCUACUUGCAAGAAGAAUUGAAAAGCCUCCAAGACUUACUUCCUCAGAUCGAAGCAGUUGUUUCCUUUGCCGAACAUAGAUUAACUUCGUAUGAAUCUUCUGAUCGAGCAUUAAUUAAGUGGCUGUGGAAGUUCAGGGAUGUGAUCGACGAGGCUGAGGAUGUGCUGGAUGAGCUGGAAUAUCUUGAACUGGAGAGGAAAGCUAAUAGUGACAAAAGUUGGCUUUCUAGAAGGGUUGAUGCUUCUGUUAAUGCUGCAAAAAGAUUACUGAAAUUUGAUGAUGUUCUUGGGAGAUUAAGGACAUGCGUUAAGAACUUGAACACCUCUGCUUCAGAUGUUGAGAAGUUUUUGGCACUGGUGACUCCGACAGGUGGCGUCGGCACUGGACAAAUGCAGCAAGGGAUUCUACCAUUGUCUCAUCAAAGUAGGAUCACCUUUUCUUUACCUGUAUCAUCAUUCAAAGGGCGUGUGGAAGAAAAAGAGAAAAUCAUUAAGUAUUUGCUAGGAGAAUAAUCCGAAAUUCAAAUCAGUGAGAAUGUGCAUUGCCUUCCUUUGGUAGCGUUGGGUGGUAUGGGGAAAACUGCACUCGCUCAAGAAGUCUUUGAUCAUUUUAAAAAUGUGAAAAAGGAACACUUCGACAUCAAAAUCUGGGUAUGUGACUCCUUACCUGAUCUCAAUUCAUCAAAUCUUACGAAGAAAAUUCUAGAGUAUUCAACUGGCAGAUCUGAAUCUGGGCCAUUGGAAUUAAUACCAGAGAAACUCAAGGAAAAAUUACAUUCCAAAAGAUUUUUACUUGUCCUAGAUGAUGCUUGGGAUGACAAAAAUCAGAGAGAGUGGGAGAAACUAUGUGCUCCAUUGUUAUAUGGCCAAAAGGGUAGUUGGGUACUAUUAACAACUAGAUCAAAAUCAGUUGCAAAUAUGGUUGCAAGAGAAAUCAAAGGUACAAUGAUGCCAAUGAUGUUGCAAGGAUUGUCAGAGGAUGAAUGUCUUUCACUCCUAUACCAGCAUGCAUUUGCUGGUCAAGACCCAAAUGGAUUUCCACUGCUUAAAGAAAUUGGCAGAGAAAUAGUAAAGAAAUUGAAAGGUGUACCUCUUCUAGCAAAGUCAAUUGGAGGAGCGUUGAAUAGUAAACUAGAAGCAGAUCACUGGACAAACAUUUUAAGAAGUGAAUUAUGGAAAAGGUCACAAGAUUCAACAUACAAUUUCAUUCCAGUUCUAACACUGAGUUACGUGAUGCUUCCACCACGCUUGAAGCGGUGCUUUGCCUACUGCAGUAUAUUCCCUCAAGAUUACAAAUUUAACAAGUAAAAGUUGGUGUGCAUGUGGGUGGCAGUAGGCCUAAUUUACUCGGAUGGAUUAGAGGAGGGCUCGGAUGAGGAGGACAUAGCUAACUGUUGCUUUGAUAUGUUGUGCAACAAAUCUUUCUUUGACUACAAUCGGAGUCCAUUUUUCUAUAACAAGUCACCUUAUGGUUUAGAAAAUGAUUAUUACACCAUGCAUGAUAUGCUGAACUGUCUUGCUUGCCAUAUUUCACACUAUGAAUGUUGUAGAAUUGUGGAUGGCACAACUCCAAGUCUCAUUUUGGAUAAUAAUACUAUCCGUCAUAUAUCUAUUACUUGUUCCCAUGCUCAACUCCAUGAUCUAGCUAACAUAGUGAGCAAAUUCAAGCACUUGCGAACCCUUUGUAUAUCACGUCAACAAUUUGAGGAGUUUAUUCAAGAUGCAUGUAAAUCACCGAGAAGAAUUCGAGUAUUGAUUAUGGAUUCUAAUUUAUCUGAUCGGUGUUUGAAAAGCAUUAGUGACUUUGUAAAAAUACGGUUUCUUCAAAUUCGGAAUAAUUUUCUACAAUCACUAUCAAUGCGUAAGUUCUAUUUCUUACAAGUUCUAAUGGGAGAAGAUGACGCUUUGGCAAAAGACGCAAACAAGUUGACCAAUUUAAGACAUUUAUACGAAGUGCAUGAGUAUACACUUUUCUCAGUGGCUAAAGUAGGAAAGUUAACAUCUCUCCAGGAAUUAUGCUUCCCUAUCAGCACAAAACCCGGGCAUAGAAUUGAGGAGCUGAUGAAUAUGGAUAAUCUCCGUAAAUUAACCAUUAAACAACUUUCCAAUGUGCGAAGUCUUGAAAAGGCCAAUAUGGUCAACUUGGUCAAGAAACGUUAUCUCAUAAGCCUGGAACUGGACUGGAAUGUUGCAAAUAAUCCUGAUGAUGAUGCAAGUAAUCCGGACCUUGAUCAACCUGUUCUGGCAGCUCUACAACCCUAUCCUACAAUUAGAGAACUCACCAUUAGAGGGUACAAAGGGGGUAGGCCUGCACCAUGGAUGGAUACUUCUCUUUCUCUCCUUGGAAAUCUUCAACUUAAUGCUUGUACAAGUUUGGAAGAGCUGCCCUCUCUAUGGAAGUUGCCCUGCCUUAAGUUUCUGAAAUUGAAUGAAAUGAAUGCAAUAAGAAGUUUGGGUUGUCACUUCUCUAGCCAGAUCGACAUACAAUUUCCAGUUUUAGAGCAACUUGGAUUUUAUGACCUUCCCCUCUUGGAGGAAUGGAAUGGUGCGGAUGACUAUAUAUGGUUCCCUCAUCUCAAAAGCUUCAAAAUUUGUGACUGUCCCAAACUAAAGAAAAUUCCUGACCUCCCGUUGUCUAUAAAGAAUCUCACACUGGAAAAUUUGGGUUUAGAAGCUCUUCCACGAUCCUACAACUACAAGUGUUCCAAUGGUUCUAGGACAUUUGGAGGAUUUCAGCGGCUGAUGAUGUCCCUCGAGACCCUUCAAAUUUCUGAGUGUCCAAAAAUUGUGCAGAUUGGAUUAAUCGACGAAGAUGAUGAUCAUCUCCUUCCGUCGUCACUGAAAGAACUUACACUUUCAAUUCUUUUCAAAGAUGAUGAUUUGGCAAGUUAUCUACAAGGUCUUACUUUGCUCACUGGCUUAUCUUUAUAUUUUUCUCCGGGCGUGGAAUCACUUCCUUUAGCAAAUGAGCUGGAACAUCUGACUGCACUUCAAAGGUUGUAUAUCAAGAGUGGUGAAACCUUGACUUCACCAGGAGGCUUAUAUAUUAUAAAAUCUCUUACAUCUUUGAGCAUUUCUGAUUGUCCGAAAUUCCUCUCUGCUGCUGAGGUUGAGUCAGAGGAAUUUUUAAAAGACAAGACAAGGAAGCAUGCGGUAUCAUCUUCCUCAGUUUUUGAUCACUCUGCAAGUGAUAAGGUUACUAGCAUCCUUCCCUCCUCCCUUGAAUAUCUAUCUUUUACAGACUCUGGCAUUUCGCAAGAGUCAUUGGGUCGAUGUCUUCAAGGUCUUUCCUCACUGAAAGAUUUGAAAGUAUCAGGUUGCCAUCGUUUGGUGUCUCUUCCCAACAUAGAGUAUCUGCAUAAUCUGACAGCGUUGCAGAAAUUGAGGAUUUAUGAUUGUAAAGAAUUAUGUGAAUUGGAGUCAUUGACGGGACUUGCCUCCCUCAGAAUAUUGGAGAUUAAGCGCUGCUCCAAAUUAGCAACAACAACAGAACAAAGUGCCACAAAGAAAAAGAAGGGAGCAUUACCUUCACUUGAAGACAUUGAUAUCGACGACAUCUUCUAUCUACCCAUGAUACCGAUUUCAGAAAAGCUAAAGACCCUUUAUAUCAUAAGUAGUGACAAAGAGCUCACUUGUUUCCCUUCUGAGAUAGAGGAGUCGUUGUUGCAAUAUCGGAAGUCUCUGGAAAAUUUACAUUUGUAUCGGAUGUCUCAUCUGCAAUCUUUACCCGCAAGUUUGGAGAGCUUUUCAUCGCUCAAGUUUCUUCGUAUACAUUCUGCUCCAGAACUCAAGUCACUGCCCAGGAUGCCUGCCUCCUUGGAGAGACUGACAAUUUAUGGAUGCAGUGCAAAGCUUGAGAAGCGUUACCAAAAGAACAUCGGUCGGGACUGCCCUAACAUCAAGUACAUUGAAAUUACAGCUGACAAAGAGGACAAGGCCGAGGCUCAAGUCAAUUGCAACUGGGUCAGCAGCAGACUUUGGCGUUCCGCAUGAUCAUAUAUAUGUAAUACCAACUGCAGGAGCUGGUCAUUCAUCAAAAGGGCAAGUUAUCAUUUUUGAACCAAAUCUCUUUGUGCUUUAAGCUUUUCUUUCCAUUCAUUUUGAAAAUAAACCAUAGAGAGAUUAAAUAACCCAUUCCCCGAUAAUCCUCUCCUUGGGUGUUGUUUUCCACACUUCUAUAAAACACAACUAAUUGCUAAAGAGAUUGAUGCUUCUGUUAAAGUUGCAAAAGUAUUACAGAAAUUUGAUGAUGUUCUUGGGAGACUAAGGGCGUGUGUGAAGAAUUGGAAUCCCACUGCUUCGGAUGUUAUUAAAUUUGAAGAGAAGCAAUCAUGACUGGCUAUACAUAAUAUAGUCUCAUCUUCAGAAUUGAAAUGCUUUCAAUAUUUUCAUUUUACACUUAUUUUUAUCAUUCUAAAUUACAUCCGCAUUUUGAUUGUAAAAUAACAAUCUUGGAUGAAGACUUAUAAUCGAGUAAAUAUAUAUUUUUAUGUUAAUAGCAUAUCAGAUGGACUGAAGCGCAAGGUAAGCUAGAAGGACUUGAUCCGUGGAUACCUGAUCAAAUGUGGAAGCACUUUACCAUUGCAUUGUAGACACUCUAUACUUGAUCGAACUUGACGAGGAAGAACCAAUCAAAUACACAAGAGGAGGAUAGUGUCUGGUUUAACCAAAUUGGAGAUCAUCACAAACAAGCAAACUCAUUCAUUUGGAGAGGGGAAUGGUGAAAGUAUUAGUUUCAAGUCUCCGAUUUGGAAGCUUAAUUUGUUCUAGUAUUUUUUUUUUUAGGGAAUCGUGUAAGUUAUUCCAUGAACACGGUUCAUUUACUCUAUUUUAGAUCUUGGGACGUGUUGCCAUGUUUAUUAAAAUAUAAUGGGUAAAAAUAAAUCUCUAAUUACCCAUUUUUAUCUUAA